This is a messenger RNA of Acaromyces ingoldii, 900 nucleotides long. RefSeq lists its product as hypothetical. The coding region runs from base 42 to 773 and encodes 243 amino acids. NCBI's taxonomy places the organism in Eukaryota, Fungi, Basidiomycota, Exobasidiomycetes, Exobasidiales, Cryptobasidiaceae. The transcript is spliced from 2 exons. Gene Ontology annotation, molecular function: acid phosphatase activity. The record is from RefSeq and is a predicted model, not a curated record.
CGAAGACGACGAUGACUCGCAAACGAAAUCAGCGCAACAACAUGGUGUUCGACGACUCUGACGAUGACUCUUCGCAGCAGCAACAGCAGCCAGGGAACGGUACAUCUUCGGUUGACCAAGGCGUCUCCGCGCGCUUGGCUGCGCUUGGGGACCCUCUGCCGAGGCUCGUCGCGUUCGACCUAGACUACACACUCUGGCCGCUCUGGGUCGACACGCACGUCUCUGGGCCGCUCAAGCGCCGCGGCGAAAACAUCAACAAGGUCCACGACGUCCAUGGGCAGCCUCUCUCCUUUUUUCCCCACGUCCCCGCCAUCCUGCUGCACCUGCGCAAGAAGGGCGUCGUCGUUGCGGCGGCAAGUCGGACGAGCGCGCCAACAGUGGCGCGCCAGGCCCUCAAUGGGCUCGUCCUAUUCGAUGACGAAGAGCCUGCAGCGGCUGUGCCGACACCGCGGCGGAGUCAGACGACGACGCAGCGCAAGACUGUCAAAGCCAUGUCGCUGUUCAAUCAUCUCGAAAUCUACCCUGGGUCAAAGUUGACACACUUCCAAUCGAUCAAGGCGAAUACAGGGGUGCCCUAUGAUGAGAUGGUCUUCUUCGACGAUGAGUCUCGGAAUGCAGAGGUGGGCAACCGGUUAGGUGUUCAUUUCCACCUCGUCGGGCACGAAGGCCUCGACGUCAAUGCAUUCGAGACUGCUGUGAGGCAGUGGAGAGCAAAGAGAAAGGCGAGGGAGCCAGGACAGAACAGCAACCCGGCCGACGAGCUUCUGCGGUGAUCUUCCAAUUCGACAAUCUAUUCAUUAAUGGGAGGCCCUUCCCUAUGUAAUGCAGCUAUUUGUGUACAAUUGUGUUGGUUGGUGGUAAUAGAAGACCACUUCGAAAGGUCGGGUGGUCAAAUGACAC